CAUGUAAGUUCCUGCUGAGAAGAUGUGUUCCUGAAAUAUGAGGAUAGAAAAGUUUUCAUAUCUGGUAAUAAAUGUUUAUCUGAAUCCUGGAGUUCUGUGUUUCGGUGGUUUUGUUCCAGUCAUCAGUAGAUGAUGUUCUCCACGCCUGAAGGGUAAGCUGACUUCCUGCUCCGUGUCUCCAGAUUACAUCAGAAGUCCUGAGAAGUUGAGAUGAAAUGAUUAAAAGUUAAUUUUUAAUAAUUCACCAUACUUGAUGUAAUUAAUGUUCAUUAAAUCAUAUUGUAGAUAAUAAUCACUUCACCAGCUGAUUAUCUCCACCAUGAGGGUCCAGAUCUGAAAUCCAGUGAGUCUUAAGCUAAUCAGUGGCGUUCCUCAGAGCAGUGCUGUUGGUCCUCUUUGUUUUGCUCCAGAUGGUUCUCUGACUCCAGGGCUGCAGUCGACCAUCUCACCUCAUAGACCUUCUGGGUGAGCUCACUGGGAGUUCAGGGAAGUCAUUGAUUGUUGCUCUCCGUUUUGUUUCAGAGCUGCGGAUGAAGAAACUGUUUGAUGACAGAGAAGGUUUACGGGAUCAGGUUAGACUUCUCCAGUCUCAGCUGGAUCAGAGGAACGGAGUGGAUGGGGUCCAGARCCCAGGGCAGAACCCCCAGGAGAAYGGCAUAGACCCUCAUCUGCUGGACCUGCAGAGAGAYGCCAACAAGCAGAUCAGCGAACUCAAGUUCAAGCUCGUGAAAUCUGAGCAGGAAGUCACGACUCUGGAGCAAAAUGUGCUGCGCCUUGAGGGUCAGGUGUGUCGCUACAAGUCAGCAUCUGAGAACGCAGAGAAAAUUGAAGAUGAGCUGAAGGUGGAGAAGAGAAGACUGCAGAGAGAGCUCCGCUCGGCUUUGGACCGCAUCGAGGAGCUGGAGGUCAGCAACAGCCACCUGUCCAAGCGUCUGGAGAAGAUGAAGGCCAACAGGAACGCCCUGCUGGCCCAGCAGUGAAGCUYCGUCCUGGGCCGGGUCUUCAGACUACCGGGCCAGGUCCAGAACAUUUCAGAGACACUUCUGAACAGAAGACAAUCAGGACCAGGUGGUGAAGGAGCUGAAGCUGACACAGGAUGCUUAGGGUUGUCCAAAAUGUUUCUUUUUCUGAAUCCUUCUGAUCACAAUCAUCUCCAGCCGUCAGCACAUCAGUCCAGAGAGAGCAGGUUCUGAUCUGGUCAGGUUCYAGUAGACAAAUAAUCUGAAACAGCUCCCAGGCUCCGCCCCCUCCCUGCUUUGAUCCAGCCCCGCCUCCAGGGCUCUGCCMCGCAGCAGCUGGUAACCAUGGUAACUGUAGACCAUGGCACCUUUUGAUUGGUUKUUGGAGGAACCAAAGUUACUCUGAAAUUGAUCCCAGUUCAGUGGUCCUGUUUCUCCUCACUGACUGGUUCAAWMCRG
Molecule: messenger RNA, 1418 nt
Organism: Poecilia reticulata (guppy)
Lineage: Eukaryota; Metazoa; Chordata; Actinopteri; Cyprinodontiformes; Poeciliidae
Source: RefSeq, a predicted model, not a curated record